UACAUGGGGAAAUUUAGGCGCCGGGUUUGUUUUGGUUUCCUCUCAUUUUGGCUUGGAUUUCGGACUUCGGAAGUUCGGAGCAAAAUUCUUUCUUGUCUGAUCAGCCCUGGUUUAAAUUUAUUCUUCCAAUUAAAGCAAAAGAAAAAAAGAAAAGGGGAUACUGAGCUUAACCCUGACAUCUCUGAUAUUGAUCUGGGGUCAGGGUUUUGCAAAUUUGGUUGAGAAAAUGUCGAGAAUGGCGCGGAGUUGCCUGCAAUCCGUCCUGAAAAUAGUGAAUUCGGGAAUUGGAAUGGUGGGGAUAGCUACGAUUUUGUAUUCCCUUUGGAUGUUUAUGACUUGGCGAAGGCACUUGGGUCCUAAUCCUCCUGAUGUACCUACCCCUUGGUUCAUCUACUCCUUUCUUCUCAUUGGGGUGACUUUGUGUGUUGUGACAUGCUCAGGGCACAUUGCUGCUGAGACUGCUAAUGGUUGCUGUCUUUGUUUUUACAUGAUAUUUGUCUUUCUGCUUAUCAUGGUUGAAGCUGCAGUAGCUGUGGAUGUGAUUCUAAAUCGCAACUGGGAGGAGGACUUUCCAGAUGACCCAACAGGGAAUUUUAACGAGUUCAAAGAUUUUGUGAGAGAAAAUUUUGAAACGUGCAAAUGGGUUGGCGUGGUUGUAGUUGCUGUGCAGGGUGUAAGUAUGCUACUGGCAAUGAUUCUAAAAGCCUUAGGACCAUAUCCUGAGAGAUACUAUGAGAGUGAUGAUGAUUAUAGUCCAGAUAGAGUCCCUCUCUUGAAGCAUUAUGCCCCUCCGCCUUCAUACGUUGUUGCUGACACACUUCAUCCAUCAAGGAAUGAUUCUUGGAAUGUCAGGAUCAACAGUAAGGGAAACAGAUAAAUUCUCUUUUGAAUGAAGAGAUACAACAAUGUGAUGAAGAGGAUUAGGAUCUGUACAAUUGUCCUGAUACUGUACAUAAACCUGUUGAACUCAUUCAUAGGAAAUACAAACCCUUAUUUAUGGUUUUCAACCUGUAAGCCACUUCUGCAAAAGUUCGUGAACUAAAAAGUAGAGAUCACUGUAACUUUUUCAUUGAAGAUACAUUAUUGCAUUUUUGAGUAGUUGCGGAGUAUUAUACAGACGUUUCUUGAUAAGUAACUCUUUUUGAAUUUGAUGCUG
This is a messenger RNA of Coffea arabica (coffee), 1156 nucleotides long. Its product is annotated as tetraspanin-19-like. NCBI's taxonomy places the organism in Eukaryota, Viridiplantae, Streptophyta, Magnoliopsida, Gentianales, Rubiaceae. The record is from RefSeq and is a predicted model, not a curated record. Gene Ontology annotation, cellular component: membrane.